CCCCAACUUCCGAUCCAAGCUUUAAUGACAGCCCAAAAUCACAGAUCUGUUCAAUUCCGUCGCUCGCCUGGCCAUCGUCACCAAGCCGGCGCUCGUUUGGCCAUCGUAACCUAACCGUCUCUCACGGAACAAGGCAGCGCAGCCAUUGAUGACGAUGUCUGAUAUUUGAGAAGCAUCGGCGAAGAAGAAUAAGAAGAAGAGUUGUUGUGGAUCGGAAGGGCGGCGGCGGCAGCUGGAGUGCGGUGGAGCGGUGGGGAGUCAUCGGCUGGAUGCGGUGGAGUGGCAGGGCGUCAGCGGCUGGAGUGCCAUAGAGCGUCGCCGGCUGGAGUGCAGUGGAGCAUCUCCGGCUAAUGUGCAGUGGAGCGCCGACUGGAGUGCACUGGAGCGCCGGCGGUUGGCCUUGGAUGGAAGAGACGAAGCUCAAGUCUAAAUAGGAUUCAGAUUUUUGGAAAAGUUAAAAUGGGUCAUAGUUUUGGAUUACUGGACGAGUUAUGGAGAUAUGAUUGAGGUGCCUCGAGGAUUCACUUAAGUUCAAAUUGGGGAAGGCGAAAUCUUGAUGUUCUGCUAAAAGAGAAGACAGAUGAUUCUAAACGAUCUACCACAAGUUGAGCCUUCUGGAUGUAUCACCUGGAAUGAAGAAAAUGAUGGUGAGUUCACUCUCAAGUCUGCAUAUGAAGAAGUCAGGGACUUGGGAUUUAAUUCCUAUACUUAUCAACAGAUUUGGGAUACCAAGUUAGAGCUUAAAACUAAGAUUCUUAUGUGGAAAAUUGCUAAAGGUAUUAUUCCUACCCCGGAUAAUCUUAGCAGAUUUCAUUUGGUGCUUAAUCCUUCUAGAUGUCCUAUAUGUAAUAAGCAAGAAGACUCUAUGAGGCAUCUGUUUUAUCAGUGUGAGGUGGUGAGAAAGGUAUGGAGUUAUUUUUUUAGCAUUUUUGGAAUCUAUCAGACCCCUGGAAUUGACUAUAGCAUGUCUUGCUACUGGAAGGCCGGGACUGCAAAAAAUAGCAUGGUUGAUUUCUUUAAACAAAAUUUGCCUGGAAUCAUCUGCUGGAUAGUUUGGAAGAAUUAUGCUCAUCGGGUUUGGGGAAAUCAAGGGGGGUCUUCUACUACAUCCAAUAUUAUUCUUCAAGUCAAAUUGUAUUCGCAGAACUGGAUUACUAGCUUUAAAAAUCUGAAGUUUUGGAUGGUAGAGGAUUUUUUGACACAAGAAGGACUUUUGCCAAGAAAUUUCAAGCAGGAUAGAAUUUUUCCUCAAAUUAUUAAAUGGCAUAAGCCGAUUGAGAAGUUUAAACUGAAUGUUGAUGCUAGUUACCUAGUAGCUCAAGCCGCAGGAGGUGCGAUGCUGCGAGAUAGAUCUGGCAAGCUUGUGGUAGCGAUCGGUUUUCCGGUGAAAGCGGCGUCGGUCCUGGAGGCUGAGCUCAGAGCUGUUUUGUUUGCAACGAAAUGGAUGAUGGAUGAAGGUUUUGAAGGGUUUCAGGUGGAAACCGACUCUCAGUUGGCUUUGGAGUAUAUCGCAGGUAAGAAGGGGAGAAGAUGGGCGGACGAAAUCAGGGAAGUAUGUUCGAGGAGUUUUAGGAAACAGAUCAGUUUUGGGCAUACUAGGAGAGAAAGCAAUUGGGCCGCUCACCAUCUGGCCCAAUUGCGGGUUGAUAGAAUGAUCAUUUAUUCGAGCACGGGUCAACUUCCCACUUUUGUGAAACGGGCUUUUUGGAUGGAUUAUUUUGGCAUUCCUUCAGUUAGAAUAUGAUUUUAGGUGCCUAUGUUUUUAUUUGUUCGGGUUCGGUUUGGCCCCCCCAUCUUUUUUGUACUUCUAUUAUUUUCUAUAAUAAAUUCUGGUAAAUGUCCCCCGGCAUUUACCCCACUGAUUUUGGUGGUUGGCCUUCCG
Cuscuta epithymum is the source of this 1882-nucleotide messenger RNA. The record is from the annotation of a GenBank genome assembly. NCBI's taxonomy places the organism in Eukaryota, Viridiplantae, Streptophyta, Magnoliopsida, Solanales, Convolvulaceae.